Molecule: messenger RNA, 948 nt
Organism: Pipistrellus nathusii (Nathusius's pipistrelle)
Lineage: Eukaryota; Metazoa; Chordata; Mammalia; Chiroptera; Vespertilionidae
Source: the annotation of a GenBank genome assembly
AUGACCCUGGACGGCGCCCCCCUGCGCCGGGCGGCGGGCCUGCAGCCGCAGCAGCGCUGGAGCGUCCCCGCCGACGGGGCCCUGGAGGUGCAGCCGCUGGAGGCGCCGCCGGAGCCUCCGCCCCGCGCCCCGCGCCCCGCCGCCCCCGCCGCCGCCCCCGCCCCCGCCGCCGCCCCCGCCCCCGCCGCCCCCGCCGCCCCCGCCCCCGCCCCCGGGGCGCCCGGCCGCCGCAGCUGGUCCUCCGACUCCGCCGACUCGGCGCUGUCCUCCGAGCCGGAGGCCCCUGUCCUCCGCGUGGUGCUCCUGGGCGCGCCCGGCGCCGGCAAGUCCACGCUGGCCGGCAUCUUCGCGGGCGUGGACGGCGCCGACAGCGACUGCGAGGUGCUGGCAGAAGAUACAUACGAGCGAACACUGAUUGUCGAUGGGGAGAGCACGACCAUCAUACUCCUGGACAUGUGGGAAAGCAAGGGGGAGAAUGAGUGGCUCCAGGACCACUGCAUGCAGGUCGGGGACGCCUACCUGAUCGUCUACUCCAUCACGGACCGAGCCAGCUUUGAGAAGGCCUCCGAGCUGCGCAUCCAGCUCCGCCGGGCCCGGCAGACGGAGGACAUUCCUAUCAUCUUGGUUGGCAACAAAAGCGACCUGGUGCGGUGCCGGGAGGUGUCUGUUUCAGAAGGCAGGGCCUGCGCCGUGGUGUUCGACUGCAAGUUCAUCGAGACGUCGGCGGCCGUGCAGCACAACGUGCAGGAGCUGUUCGAGGGCAUCGUGCGGCAGGUCCGCCUCCGCAGGGACAGCAAGGAGAUGGGCGAGCGGCGGCUGGCCCUCCAGAAGCGGAGGGAGAGCAUCCCCAGGAAGGCCAGACGCUUCUGGGGCAAGAUCGUGGCCAAACACAAGAGCAUGGCCUUCAAGCUCAAGUCCAAGUCCUGCCACGACCUCUCUGUGCUCUAG